AUGCUGGAGUGGGUUUUUGCAGUUUUAAUCCUGAUAGCGGCGGCUGUGUUCUGGCACUUGGCGUCCGGAAGCCAGUCGGAAAAUCUGCGGGGAAAAUCGGGGAGGCGUAAUUCCGGGCGCGUCCCGUCAGGCGGGGCGGGGCCCGUCGUCCUGAUGUGCAAGCCCUCCGCCCUGGCGAAGCACCUCCGGCGGCACUGCCCGGCGUUCCGGGCGUUCCCGGCGGCGCCGCGCUGGACCUGGCGCGCCAGCCCCCUCCUGCAGACCGCGGUGGCCGCGCUCCGGCCCUGCGGCCGCGCCGUCCGCUUCGCGCGCGACCACCUGCAGGUGCGCGACGGCGGCCUGGUGUCGCUGGACUGGGCGCUCGCGGGACAAGCCCCGCCCCGCGCGCGGCGAGGGACCGGCAGCGAUCCCGGCGCGCCCGUGCUCCUCAUCGUCCCCAGCUCCUUCGGGAAGGUCACCUGGAGCGUCCUGAAGCUGUGUGAGCUGGGCCUGACUCACGGCUACGCCCCGGUGGUGUUUAACCGGCGGGGGCAGAACGGGACGCCCCUCGCCACGCCGCGGCUGCAGUCCUUCGGCGACGCGGCUGACCUGCGGGAGGCGCUGCGCUACGUGCGUUACCGCCGGCCGGCCGCCAGGCUGUACGCGGCGAGCGAGGGCUCGGGGUCCGGCCUGCUCCUGUCCUACCUGGGCGAGUGCGGCUCCUCCAGCCACCUCACCUGCGCUGCCUGCCUCUCCCCCCUGCUGCGCGGCCAGGCCUGGUACGACAGCGCCCCCCGCUGGCCCUACAGCGCCGCCCUGCUGCUGCACCAGAAGAUCUGCCUCAGCAGGUACAAGACUGCGCUGGGGGAGGCCAUUCGCACGGACGCUGUGUUCUCCUGCAGUACUCUGAGGGGCCUGGAGGAAGCGCUGUUCUGCCAGCCGGAAGCCAAGCCACCGGGGACGUCGGCCGGCAGGGAGGGGGGCGGGGUCAGCAGGGAGGGGGGCGGGGUCAGCAGGGAGGGGGGCGGGGUCAGCUGGGAGGAGUACUGGGAGCGGAACGAGCCUCUGCGGGACGUGGACGAGGUGGCGGUGCCGGUUCUGUGCGUGUGCAGCCGCGAUGACCCGGUGAGGGGGGAGGCGGCAACCACGCUGCCCUUUGACCUUUUCCACAGCAACCCCCACCUCUUCCUGCUGCUGACGGAACAGGGCGGGCACUGUGGCUUCUCCGAGGGGGGCGGGGGCGGGGCCUGGGGCCACCGCGCCCUGCUGGAGUUCUUCCGCGCCGUCACAGACUUCUUCGCGUCCGAGGAGAGGGCCAAGGCCGCCUCCCACCGCCGUGGCCUGAGGGGCGGAGCUAGCGGCGGGGCCGUCACCAGGGGCAACAGCAGGGGCGGGUCCCGGCAGCGCGGGAGCAUCAGCACCUGCAAGCAGCUGCCCGCCUGUUCCCACUCCAUCCACUCCAUCUACAGCUGGCAACGAUCCUACACCCGCUAA
Conger conger (European conger) is the source of this 1473-nucleotide messenger RNA. RefSeq names its product protein ABHD15-like. Gene Ontology annotation, molecular function: monoacylglycerol lipase activity; short-chain carboxylesterase activity. Lineage: Eukaryota; Metazoa; Chordata; Actinopteri; Anguilliformes; Congridae. The transcript is spliced from 3 exons. Bases 1 to 1473 code for a protein of 490 amino acids. The record is from RefSeq and is a predicted model, not a curated record.